AUGGCUUCCAAACGGUGUAGCAAAUGUCAGUUUGGUCACAAUGAAGUCAAUGCAUGUUCGAAAUGCAAAACAGCUUGGUACUGCUCUAAAGAGUGCCAGAAAGCACACUGGGAGAUCCACAAGCCGCUCUGUCGACCAUACUCUCCAAACGAAGUCUGGGGAAUCAAACUUCUGUGCGACGCCGAAAAGCCUCCCAGCGCCAGCAAAGACAACAGCGGACCCGUUCCCGGGCGCUUUGUCCACGAACUAGUGAAUACCAACCACCCCGUCUUCAAACGGGGCGAGCUUUGUCCCGUCACGGCGCUCUUUGGCAUUCCGCUUCUCAUCUAUAGCGCUGCUGUCGAGAGAGGCAUCGACAUGCCAGGGCAAGGUAACCAGCCAGCGGUAUACCUUCGGAUUGAGCCGGAUAAUGGCUUCGCACCUCCACCAUGGCAGAUGUGCCUACCUGGAUCUUGCAUCGUCGUUCGCCGAGACAAGAAACCUUUGCUGAAAGCAACCCUCGAAGCAAUUUACGCAUUUCAUGGGAAAAUCCUCAACGGUGCAGGAUAUCCCGAGUCAGACGGAUGGGCUCCCAUUCGCGAGUACAUGACGCCAGCAGCAUUCCAGUUCUUUUCUCGGGAUCACUUCGAAAAGCAAAAGGAAAAGAAAAGAGUCGGUUUCGACCCAUUUUAUGAGCCACUGUAA
Messenger RNA from Laccaria bicolor S238N-H82, 684 nucleotides. RefSeq names its product ectomycorrhiza-upregulated zf-MYND domain-containing protein. The transcript has 4 exons. The record is from RefSeq and is a predicted model, not a curated record. NCBI's taxonomy places the organism in Eukaryota, Fungi, Basidiomycota, Agaricomycetes, Agaricales, Hydnangiaceae. Bases 1 to 684 code for a protein of 227 amino acids.